This is a messenger RNA of Acanthoscelides obtectus, 927 nucleotides long. NCBI's taxonomy places the organism in Eukaryota, Metazoa, Arthropoda, Insecta, Coleoptera, Chrysomelidae. The record is from the annotation of a GenBank genome assembly.
AUGCCGCGAAAAGAAUCAGCAAAAAAAUCAGAAAUUUGGAACUUCUUUGAAAUGAAACCUAAAUCUGACAGAAUUGCCGUUUGCAAUAUAUGUAAAACCGAAUUGAGUUAUAAAUCCUCCUCCAACAAUUUAAGAAAACAUAUGCUAAGGAAGCACCCACAAGUUAGAUUGAAUUCAAGUGAAAAUGAGACUAGACCAAUGAUUAGUUCGGCGUCUGAAGUAGAUACUAAUGUGCAAUUCAUGGAAGUACAUACCAACAAACAUGACGGCGAGCUUUCGUCAACUUCGGGAACAGCAUCAACGUCUAGUAGUAAUCCAAAAACCAUUAUUUCCAAACCGGCUAAAAUGCAAUCAACAGUUAGUACAUUUUUACACAAGAAAUUGGGAGUAACUGCCCGAAAAACAAUUGAUGAGGCACUAAUGCUACUUUUCACCCAUGAUUUUCAACCGUUUUCCAUUGUUGAAGACUUUGGAUUUAGAAAAUUUGUAUCAGCGCUUAAUCCAUCAUAUGGCUUACCAAAUAGAAAAACUAUAACUAAUACACUGUUACCGGCAAAAUACGAAGAAGUCUACAAUAACACCAAAAAGGAACUUGAAGGCGUAGAUUCUGUGACACUGACAACAGAUUGCUGGACAUCAUCUACUACUGAGAGUUUUUUGGCAGUUACAGCUCAUUUUCUAGACAACAAGUUUAAACUAAAACAUAGGGUAUUGGGAUGCGAAUCAUUUAGCGAGAGGCAUACAAGCGCCAACCUAGCUAGUGCCAUUAGAAAUAUUCUUGUCGAAUGGGAUUUGGAAAACAAAGUUUUAAUAUUUAUUUCCGACAAUGCUGCCAAUAUUAAAAAAGCCAUAAAAGAAGAUCUUCAGCAAAAACAUUUUGGUUCCUACGCCCAUACAAUUAAUUUAAUUGUACAGAAUUCAUUAUAA